Messenger RNA from Hypomesus transpacificus, 2997 nucleotides. RefSeq names its product short transient receptor potential channel 5-like. Gene Ontology annotation, cellular component: membrane; cation channel complex. Gene Ontology annotation, molecular function: protein binding; inositol 1,4,5 trisphosphate binding; store-operated calcium channel activity. The transcript is spliced from 13 exons. NCBI's taxonomy places the organism in Eukaryota, Metazoa, Chordata, Actinopteri, Osmeriformes, Osmeridae. The record is from RefSeq and is a predicted model, not a curated record. Gene Ontology annotation, biological process: manganese ion transport; regulation of cytosolic calcium ion concentration; calcium ion transmembrane transport. The coding region runs from base 1 to 2994 and encodes 997 amino acids.
AUGAACCCCCAGCUGUUCUACAGGAGGAGUGGCAGGGCUCCGUACCGAGACCGUAUCCCCCUACGUGUUGUCCGGGCCGAGGCCGAGCUGAGCCCUGAGGAGAGGGCCUACCUCACCGCCGUGGAGAAGGGUGAUUAUGCUGGGGUGAAGCAGGCUCUACAGGAGGCAGGGAUCUAUUACAACAUCAACCUGAACUGCCUGGACCCUCUGGGGCGCAGUGCGCUGCUCAUCGCCAUUGACAACGAGAACCUGGAGGUGAUGGAGCUCCUGCUGGACCACGGCGUUGCCAUGGGAGACGGCCUCCUGUACGCCAUCAGGAAGGAGGUGGUGGGCGCCGUGGAGAUGCUGCUGUCGCACAGGCGCCCCUGUGGAGAGAAGCAGGUUCCCUCCCUGAUGAUGGACAGCCAGUUUUCUGAGUUCACCCCAGACAUCACGCCCAUCAUGCUGGCGGCCCACACCAACAACUACCAGAUCAUCAAGCUGCUGGUCCAGAGGAAGGUGGCGGUGCCGCGGCCCCACCAGCUCCGCUGUGACUGCGCCACGUGCGUGUCCAGCUCCGAGGUGGACAGCCUGAGGCAUUCGCGCUCACGCCUCAACGUGUACAAGACCCUGGCCAGCCCCUCGCUCAUCGCCCUCUCCAGCGAGGACCCCUUCCUCACUGCCUUCAAGCUGGGCUGGGAGCUCAAGGAGCUCAGCAAGGUGGAGAAUGAGUUCCGUCAGGAGUACGAAGAGCUGUCGCAGCAGUGUAAGAUGUUUGCUAAGGACCUCCUGGACCAGGCCCGCAGCAGCAGGGAGCUGGAGACCAUCCUCAAUCACCGUGACGACCACAGCCAGGAGCUGGACCUGCAGGAGAGCCACGACCUGGCCAAGCUGAAGCUGGCCAUCAAGUACCACCAGAAGGAGUUCGUCUCCCAGCCCAACUGCCAGCAGCUCCUGUCUACUCUGUGGUACGACGGCUUCCCCGGCUGGAGGCGGCGCCACUGGGCCGUCAAGCUCCCCACCUGCGUCCUCAUUGGCCUGCUCUUCCCCGUCUUCUCAUUGGUCUACCUGCUGGCGCCCCGCAGCGCCCUGGGAGCGUUCGUCAGGAAGCCCUUCAUCAAGUUCAUCUGCCACACGGCCUCCUACCUCACCUUCCUCUUCCUCCUCCUCCUCUCCUCCCAGCACAUCGUCAGGACGGACCUCCAUGUGCAGGGGCCGCCCCCCACCGUGGUGGAGUGGAUGAUACUGCCCUGGGUGCUGGGGUUCAUCUGGGCAGAGAUUAAGGAGAUGUGGGAUGGAGGUUUUACUGAGUACAUUCAUGACUGGUGGAACCUGAUGGACUUUGCCAUGAACUCUCUCUACCUAGCUACCAUCUCCCUAAAGAUGGUGGCAUACUUCAAGUAUAACUCUUCCAGGCCCAGGGAGGAGUGGGAGGUGUGGCACCCCACCCUGAUAGCGGAGGCCUUGUUUGCCAUCGCCAACAUCUUCAGCUCCCUGCGGCUCAUCUCCCUGUUCACGGCCAACUCUCACCUGGGGCCCCUGCAGAUCUCCCUGGGACGCAUGCUGCUGGACAUCCUCAAGUUCCUCUUCAUCUACUGCCUGGUGCUGCUAUCCUUUGCUAACGGUCUCAACCAGCUGUAUUUCUACUAUGAGACCAAGGCUGCGGACGAGCCCAACCACUGCAAGGGCAUCCGCUGCGAGAGGCAGAACAACGCCUUCUCCACGUUGUUUGAGACCCUGCAGUCUCUGUUCUGGUCUGUGUUCGGCCUGCUGAACCUGUACGUCACCAACGUGAAGGCUCGCCACGAGUUCACAGAGUUCGUAGGAGCCACCAUGUUUGGAACCUACAACGUCAUCUCCCUGGUGGUGCUGCUCAACAUGCUGAUCGCCAUGAUGAACAACUCCUACCAGCUCAUAGCUGACCAUGCAGACAUAGAGUGGAAGUUUGCCCGCACCAAGCUGUGGAUGAGCUACUUUGACGAAGGGGGCACGCUGCCCCCCCCCUUCAACAUCGUCCCCAGCCCCAAGACCCUGUGGUACCUGUGUGUCUGGCUGCAGAGAUGGCUCUGGGGGGGGAGGCCCCCCCCCCACGACGACACGCAAACGCACAACCUCAGAGAGUUCACGGAACGUCAUGCUGAUCAAAUGAUUCAAAACCAGCAUUAUCAGGAGGUGAUCAGGAACCUGGUGAAGAGAUACGUAGCAGCUAUGAUCCGCAGCGCUAAGACAGACGAGGGUCUGACCGAGGAGAACUUCAAGGAGUUGAAGCAGGACAUUUCCAGCUUCCGCUACGAGGUUCUGGAUCUCCUAGGCAACAGGAAGCCUGAAAGGCGGACCUACUCCUCCAGCAGUGAGGAGGGGGGCGGCGCCAGGCCAGAUGAGGUGGGAGGGGCUAAAGCCGGGGGCGCAUCCUUCAGCCCGUCAGUUGACCAGAAGGGCCGGACGAACUCCGCCUUCAGUGUGUCCGCCCUCUUCAGCUCUGUGGCGAGGGAUAAGGGGGCGGGGCCGGAAGAGGGGGGGGGAGCCGGGGAGAAGCUGAGGACCGUCUCCCCGCUGUGGUGGGGGCGCUUGGGGUCAGGGACGGCUGGGGGGGGUCUGCAGCGGUUCUCCAGGUCCAAGAGAGACUCCAUCAGACGCCUGGGGCUCCUCUUCUCACGCAUGAACGGCCACGUCCCUGCUCCGCCCAGGCCUGCCGCCCAUCCUAGCGUGACUCUGCAGCAGGACGCCUAUGUCAUCUCGGAUGGAACGCUCGGCCAGCUCUGCCCCACCCAGGCCUGCUGCCCACCCCAGACCUGCUCUCAGAUUCCAGAGGACUUUAACAGGCAGACCUCCCAGUCCCAGCACCCCCGGCCUCAGACCAAGCCCCCCCACUCCCCAACCCCAGCUCCCCACCCCCAGCCCAGUAGCAGCCUCCAGCUCCCAGCCUCCUCCCUGGAUGGGACGGAGGCCGGCUGUGAUGACCCAGGCUCAGAGGGGGGGGCGGAGCAGGACGAGUCCAUUACCACAAAGCUGUAGACC